Papaver somniferum (opium poppy) is the source of this 2100-nucleotide messenger RNA. RefSeq lists its product as uncharacterized. Lineage: Eukaryota; Viridiplantae; Streptophyta; Magnoliopsida; Ranunculales; Papaveraceae. Bases 394 to 2100 code for a protein of 568 amino acids. The transcript is spliced from 4 exons. The record is from RefSeq and is a predicted model, not a curated record.
AUAUUACCGGUAUCGGACACUGAGCGAUACGGAAAUCCCGAUAUCGCAAAACGAUUUUUGUGCCGAUAAUACCGUCCGAUACGGUAAAUACAGUACACCGAUAAUAUCGUAUUAUCGGCGAUAUUUGUCAUUUGCUGUAAUUUCUGAGGGCAUUUUCGGGAUUAUAAGAGAAGGGAAGAGAUUUAAUCCCUAAAUCCCAUCGAUACGCAAAGGGUAGAGAGUUGAUUUUACAAAUUUCGUUGCAGGUUCUUCUUCUCUAUUUUAAUGGCGAGAUUCAGUUGAUUCUAUCUUAACAAGAGGUCCAAGGGAAGAUACAUCUUAUAUGCAUAUCCAGCAAAGGCAAAGUCGCUGAAGAAACAUCAAAACAGUUCAUCUAGCAACUGGGUUGUGAUUAUGGAUUCUUCUAAUGCAUCAAAUUCAAAUACGGCAAACACUACCUGUGAUUUAUUGCCCUCUUCUUCGGCUACUCAAACUAAAGAUCCAGCAUGGGAAUGGGGUGAACGCCAAGACCUAGCAAAUCAAAAUAUAAUUACUUGUUUGUUAUGUAAGAAAUUAAUUCGUGGUGGUGGAAUUACUAGGCUUAAGGAGCAUCUUUUACAUAUUAAAGGGAAUGUUUCUUCAUGUCCAAAUGUGUCCAUUGAUAUUAUGAACAAAGUUGGUCUGGUGAAUUCUGUAAAGAGGACCAAAAAAGCUCAUAAGGAUAACAUUGAUUUAGCGUAUCGGCGUGCAAACAACUCAGAUGAAGCCUCUGAUGCUGAUACCGAUGUUGAAGAACAAGAAGUUGAAAUUGAUGGCAAUAUGGGCAGUCGUGGUGCUGGUGCUGGUGCUAGUGCUGGUGUGGGUGCUAGUCAACUAGUUUCUCAGAAUCAGACAAAGAGAAAGAGGAUAAGCCAAAGUAAUAGUAGAGGUCCAAUUGAUUUAUAUAUGAAGACAGACCACAAAAAAACUCAACAGGCCACUCUUGAAAGAGACUCAGCUGUGAAAGAGAAGUUAAUGAAGACUGCAUGGAAAUGCAUUUCAGCUUGGAUGACUGAGAAUUCAGUAUCAUUUAACACUGUUCGUUGCCCAAGUUUCAAAGAAAUGAUAUAUGCAAUAGGCGACUAUGGGAAAGCUAUGCCCCCACCAUCUUACCAUCAGAUUCGUACGAAUCUUUUCAAGGACCGGUUAGUAGAAAUGAAGAAAUUUGUUGAUACAUUUAGGGAACAUUGGAAGAGGUUUGGAUGUUCUAUCAUGUCUGAUGGCUGGACAGAUGGGAAAAAGCGACAUCUUAUUAACUUUUUGGUGAAUUGUCCGAAAGGGACAGUUUUUUUGAAGUCUGUGGAUGCGUCAAACAGAACCAAUGAUGCUGAUUUUAUACGUGGGCUUGUAAAGGAGGUAAUUAACGAUGUUGGGGAAGAAAAUAUAGUUCAGUUCAUUACCGAUAAUGGUUCAAAUUUUAAAAAGGCAGGGAAAGAUUUAAUGCUUGAAUACCCAAAUAUGUUUUGGACUCCUUGUGGUGCUCAUUGUGUUCAGUUGAUGCUAGAAGAACUUGGUGGCAAGCUUCCACGAAUCAAGACAGCCGUCAUUCUAGGUAAGAGACUCGUUACAUAUAUUUAUGCUCAUUUUCAAGUAUUAAGCUUAAUGAGGGAGAUGAUCGGUGGUGAAUUACAUAGGUCUACAAAGACUAGAUUUGCAACUCAGUACUACACACUAGAAAGUCUUGCAAAGUAUAAAACCCAUUUGCAAAUAAUGUUUGUGAAUGAUAAGUGGUUGAAAAUGAGGUUUGCAAAAGAAACUAUGGGAAUUAAUGUACUUAAAAUUGUCACAAGCAGUACAUUUUGGGAAGAUGUUGAUUAUUCUUGUAGAGUGCUAAAGCCUUUGGUUAAGGUUGUAAGGUUAGUGGAUAUCGAGCGCAAACCUACAAUGCCUUGUUUUUAUGAAGCAAUGAGGAUAGCAAGGGAGAAACUCGAGGAGAAUUUCAGUCAAGAUGAUAGUACUUGGGCUGUAAUUAAGGCUAUCUUUGAUAAAGAUGGAAGAAUAACUUCAAUCAUGCUCUACAUUGUGCUGCAUUUAUUUAAAUCCUUCCAUAUUCUACAAAGUCCCUGCUCAUCUAAUGGAUAA